Adineta ricciae is the source of this 1458-nucleotide messenger RNA. Lineage: Eukaryota; Metazoa; Rotifera; Eurotatoria; Adinetida; Adinetidae. The record is from the annotation of a GenBank genome assembly.
AUGACUGAGUCCGAAAAUGAUAAUGAUAUGAUAGCGACUUAUCAAGCACAAUUGGAACAAGUUGAAAGUACUAUCCUGCGACAAGAAGAGGAGCAAGGUGUUGCGAGUGCCGAGUUAAGACAGUUACGUUCAGAUCUGCGUGAAGCGCUUGCUCUUUUCAAAGUGACUAAUGACGACUCAGUCAUUGUACUUGAUGAUUCUGAUCCGGCACCUUGUGUAACGCUGUCAUCUGAAUCUGAUACCAGCGAUGAUAAUGAGGGGGAGGAAGAAGAAAAGGACGAUGAUGAUGGUGAUGAUCAAAACUCGAUUAUCAAACAAAUCGUUGGUACAAAUUGUAGUGUAAAAAUGAACUGUCCUAUCAGUGGUUUACAACGACAUAAUGCCAUUGUACUUGGUAUUGAAUCUCUGGCAGAGAAUACCGUCCGUGUUUUAUUUUGUCAACCGACUCGCCUUGAUUUUAAACCGUGCUCUUACUUUCUGAAUGACAAUUGUCGUUUCAAUGAUAAUUGCAAAUACUGCCAUGGUUUUGUUAUCUCUGCAGAUGAACUACUAGAAUACGUUGAACCAAAAUAUGAUACACUGGCCGCUGGACAAAGCGUCAUCUGCAAACAAGGCACUGAUGGUAUAUGGAAAGGGGGUGUUAUCGAAAGUGUUGAACAUGAUAAUAACCAAUGCGUUGUGCGUUUCAUACAUUUUAAUGCGUUAGAAGCCGUACCAUUCGAAUCAUUGAUGACUAUUGAUACUACGAAGCAAACGCCAGGAGGAAAUGAAGAUAACGAAGAUGUUACUGAUGAUAUUUCCAGUCCAAUCGAAGAUAUGCCCAGCACAUCGACCGAUCAACCCAGAUUAGGUGACUUGGGCGGCUGGGAGAAACAUACUAAAGGUAUCGGUUCAAAAUUACUCGCGAAAAUGGGCUACAAACCAGGACAAGGUCUUGGUCGAACGAAUCAAGGUCUAGUCAAUCCAGUUGAAGCACAUGUUUUACCGAAAGGCAAAUCACUGGAUGCUGUACUCGAAUUGAAAAAGAAGAAGAAACUAGUUAAAGCAUUUAAAGUAUCAAAAGAACGCAAACAACCGAUGGCUGUUGCCAAGCAAAAAGAUCUCUUUACAUUUCUCGACAAAGUCUUUACUUCAGAAAUGAAUUCAAAUAAUCAAGAACCGACACCGUCGCCUUUAGAUCGAUUUAAGGACAACAACACAACAGUCAACGAAACUUCACUAUUCUUUCAUUCGGAGAUCGGUCGACGAAAUGAUGAAAUGCGUGUCCUCGAACGAGAUAUUCGAAAGCUCGAAGAACGAUUGAAGUACAACGAACUUCAUGGCGCAUCAACCGUAGCUUCGAGUAUCAAACAACGUAUUUUAGCAAAAAAAGCACGAUUCAAUAAAUUGAAACAUAUUGAGAGCGAUCUUCAAUCUAAACGAGAACAGACUCGAACAAAAAAGCUCGAUCUUUUUUAA